AUGACCCAUUUGAUCUACCGGGCCAAGCUGGAGCUCGUGGAUAGCGACCGUGGGCUGGACAGGUGGCAAGCAGACGACCCCUCAAGCCACCGCUACUAUGCCAUGUAUGGGCAUUUUGAGUGGCCGGGAGACGAGUUUUGCGGCAACGCCGUGCUGCCGCGCAACCUCGAGGGGCGGCUCGCCUUCUCUCUCCGGGGACAUGUCUACGGGGACAAGUCUACGGGGCAAGUGGCCUUUUACGGCAUUACCAUCACCCACUACGACGCGCCGGCACUGCGCACCAGCGUCCCCGGCGACUACGAUUCCACCCAUGUGGACUGUAGCGCGGGCGCUGGGGAGGCCGCGUGCUGGCUGACAGCGGAACAAAAGGCGGCCAUCUUGCGCUUCCUGCAAGAAGAGUUGGGCUACCAUGGCCCCUACGAGUGGGUCGUCGCCCUCAACACGGCCUGA
Molecule: messenger RNA, 450 nt
Organism: Acanthamoeba castellanii str. Neff
Lineage: Eukaryota; Discosea; Longamoebia; Acanthamoebidae
Exons: 4
Coding region: 1-450 (149 amino acids)
Source: RefSeq, a predicted model, not a curated record